Messenger RNA from Hyalella azteca, 1080 nucleotides. RefSeq lists its product as uncharacterized. The transcript is spliced from 5 exons. The record is from RefSeq and is a predicted model, not a curated record. NCBI's taxonomy places the organism in Eukaryota, Metazoa, Arthropoda, Malacostraca, Amphipoda, Hyalellidae. Bases 1 to 1080 code for a protein of 359 amino acids.
AUGUUUUAUGAAGACAUCAAGUUUUAUGAAGAUUAUGGCGCUGAGUGCGGGUCUCUCAAGUCACGAGACCAUUUAACUUUCGAUGAUUCCUAUGCCUCGGAUGAUGUCAAUAGUUCAGACUAUUGGUCACGCCUGCGCAAGGACUCAGAUGCCGACAAGUCCCAAGAUUACCAGAGUCCCCGUGACGUCCACCAUUCCCGCAAAUUUCACUAUUCUUCCGAUCUUCAUAAUUCGCCUGAAUCUGAAGACCACUCAUCACGACAUGGACUCUCCUGGCCAAGUUCGGCUUUGGUUUCAUCUUCGUCCUUCAGUAUCACACCAAUUAAGCAAUCUCCUGAAUACCCUUCGCAAUAUUCCUACUCCCACUCUGCUCCUUCUCACACGUCAUUAGUCCAAGUUAUUCCUCCGAAUCCUGACGACAAAGAUCAACGAUUUCUUUUCCGAUAUCCCAGUGACGAUUUCCUCAAAAACGAAUCCCGUUCUCGAUAUCCAAGUGUGGAAAGUACGAACCACCGAAGAGGGGAGAAUCCUAGAUACCAAGGAGAAGUCUCCUCAAGAUACGACCAUGGAGAAACUCCGAGAUACCAAUUCCCCAAUCAGCUUCAUUCGUCUGAAAUUUUCCCCAACGCUCGUCUCACGUACUCGCAGAUUUCUAAGCAUUACAAGCACGAUGACGAAACGAUCGCAGGCAGGAAGAUCUUCAAGAACCCGAGGAACGUCCCCUCUGAGCACUGCCCUCGGGACGAGGAGGAGGCGCGACGUUUGGGACGCACGUGUCUACGCAAGUGCAGCAGCGACAGCGACGGCUGCCUCAGCCGCCGCAAGAAAUGUUUGUGUGACGGCAUCUGCGGCAUGAGCUGCAUCAAGCCGGACAAGGAGUGUGGGGAUCUGGUGAACCCUCUCUUCGGCUUCGUGGAGAUCGGUGGGCGCGUGGUGGGCAGUCGAGCGACCUACAAGUGCCAAGAGGGAUACCACCUGAUCGGGCACGCAGAGCGCGUGUGUCAGGCAGACGGCACGUGGUCGGGGGCGCCCACGGAGUGUCGCGAGAACUGUGAGUGUCGUUCAGUUAUUACUCGCUAA